Molecule: messenger RNA, 1402 nt
Organism: Lutra lutra (Eurasian river otter)
Lineage: Eukaryota; Metazoa; Chordata; Mammalia; Carnivora; Mustelidae
Product: tropomodulin-2
Exons: 1
Coding region: 153-1208 (351 amino acids)
Biological process (GO): myofibril assembly; pointed-end actin filament capping; muscle contraction
Cellular component (GO): striated muscle thin filament; myofibril
Molecular function (GO): tropomyosin binding
Source: RefSeq, a predicted model, not a curated record
ACCGCUGCUUGGCGGUCCCCGCUACCUCGGGGCAGACGGACGCACCGCCAGCACCGCCGGCUCCGGGAUGAGCGCACGGACGGUAUUCUGAAGUCUCAGGAGGCUGGCCUGUUUAAAUGUCCGCAACCCAUGAGAAGGACUUAUAAGAAGCCAUGGCACUCCCUUUUCAAAAAGAGCUGGAGAAAUACAAGAACAUUGAUGAAGAUGAGCUUCUUGGCAAACUCUCAGAAGAGGAACUGAAACAGUUGGAAAAUGUUCUUGAUGACCUGGAUCCCAAGAGUGCACUGCUACCAGCUGGAUUCCGACAGAAAGACCAGACCCAGAAAGCAGCCACCGGCCCGUUUGACCGUGAGCACCUCCUCAUGUACCUGGAGAAGGAGGCUUUGGAACAGAAGGACAGGGAAGACUUUGUGCCCUUCACCGGAGAAAAGAAAGGGAGAGUCUUCAUCCCCAAAGAAAAGCCCAUAGAAACUCGUAAAGAAGAAAAAGUGACCCUUGACCCAGAACUGGAAGAAGCUUUGGCCAGUGCCUCCGACACCGAACUCUAUGAUCUUGCAGCUGUUCUCGGGGUACACAAUUUACUCAACAAUCCAAAGUUUGAUGAAGAAGUGACCAGCGCUAAAGGUGGCAAAGCGCCUGUGAGAAAUGUGGUCAAAGGUGAGAAGGUCAAGCCAAUAUUUGAGGAACCGCCCAAUCCUACUAAUGUGGAAGUGAGUCUGCAGCAGAUGAAAGCCAAUGAUCCCAGCCUGCAAGAAGUCAACCUCAACAACAUUAAGAACAUUCCAAUUCCAACCCUGAAGGAAUUUGCAAAAGCUCUGGAAACCAACACUCACGUAAAGAAGUUCAGCCUGGCUGCAACCCGUAGCAAUGACCCUGUGGCAAUUGCUUUUGCAGAUAUGCUGAAAGUGAAUAAGACCUUGAAAAGCCUCAACAUCGAAUCCAAUUUCAUCACUGGGACUGGGAUCCUGGCCCUGGUGGAGGCAUUGAGAGAGAAUGACACCCUGACCGAGAUCAAGAUCGACAACCAGAGGCAGCAGUUGGGAACGGCUGUGGAGAUGGAAAUUGCCCAGAUGCUCGAGGAGAAUUCAAGGAUCCUCAAGUUUGGAUAUCAGUUUACCAAGCAAGGGCCUCGAACAAGGGUGGCAGCCGCCAUCACAAAGAAUAAUGACCUGGUUCGUAAAAAGCGAGUUGAAGGAGACCGAAGGUAAACUUCUGCAAGAGAAGGCAGAGUUGUACCAUGGUGGCCAUUGAAAAAGAAGCAAGCAAAAACUCUUCUCCUUCCCCGUCAGGACCAUUUUACCCAAGGUUGUGCAUUUCCGUUAACCACCCAGCUAAUCAUGUAAUUGUUGUUCUUUUUUAGCACUACUUAUUUAUCUUGGAUUUUUUAAUAUAUACAGUUGUC